AUGAGAGUAGAGCGAAUAAUCAAUGACACAAAUGAUGAGUUUCCCAUUGGCAUUCGAGUUUUAGCUGUUGAUGAUGAUCCAACUUGUCUUUUGCUGCUCGAGACUCUGCUUCGUCGAUGCAAAUACAAUGUUACCACAACAAAUCAAGCUAUUACAGCAUUGAAAUUGUUGAGGCAAAACAAGUUUGAUUUAGUGAUUAGUGAUGUUCAUAUGCCCGACAUGGAUGGUUUUAAGUUACUUGAGCUUGUCGGACUCGAGAUGGACUUGCCUGUCAUAAUGUUGUCUGCAAAUGGUGAUACCAAUGUUGUCAUGAAAGGGAUUACUCAUGGAGCUUGUGAUUAUUUGCUGAAACCUGUUCGAAUCGAAGAGUUAAACAAUAUAUGGCAACAUGUAGUCAGGAGGAAGAGGUUCGAGAGGAAAGAUCGGUAUAAUUCCGAUAGCCAAGACAAGCUUCGUGCCGAUAGCGGUGAGGCUGUAGGGAUGGGAAGCAUUGGUAACAAUGGGAAGUUAAAGAAAAAGCGGAAAGAUCAAGACGAGGACGAGGAGAGGGAUGAGAAUGGGCACCAUAACAACGAGGAUCCAUCGUUUCGAAAAAAAUCUCGUGUUGUUUGGUCAGCGGAGUUGCACAGUAAAUUCGUUGCAGCGGUUAAUCAGUUGGGCAUGAAGAAUGCUACUCCUAAAAAGAUCCUGGAAUUGAUGAAUGUCCAAAAGCUUACCACACAAAAUGUUGGCAGCCAUCUGCAGAAAUUUAGGCUUUACCUGAAAAGAAUCAGCUGUGCGGCAAACCAAGAAGUGAACAUUGCAGCCACUGUACGGAUGAGGUCUCCGAAUGGACUAGGGAAUUUUCAUACCUUGGCCGGAUCUAAUCAGCUUCAUAAUGCAGCCUUUAGAUCUUUCCCACCUAGGGGUGUGCUUAGAAGAUUGAACACACAUGCUGGGCUACUUAUACGCGACCUUCCAUCUCCUGGAACUAUUCGAUCAGGUCAUGGGCAAAGCUCGGUUAAUUCCGGUAAUGAUCAGUGCAAGUUGCAAUCUUUUGUUUCUGGAAUCCAUAAUGCUAACAUUCUACAAGGCCUGCCUAUGUCACUAGAACUUGAUCAAGUACAAACAAACAAUGGUGUUAGCCACAUUGGAGAGCUGCAGAUUGCUGAUAGUACAACUGUUUUCCCCGUUUCUAGCAGUUUAAUAGAUGCAACAAUAACCGGAUUCUCCGGUAAUCCACUUCUUGGUGUUACAAGCAACUCUUUGAUGUUAGAAGCAAGCUCUCAGCAAGCCGGUAAUUCAAGAGAUAUUGUUCCUGCAAUAGGCUUCCGAAACGGGAAUACUUUAUCGGACCUUGCUCCCAUAGCUCCGGCUUCUAAUCGGGAAUCAAAUGCAGAUUUACAACGUGAACCAAUCCCGAUCAACUGUAAUGCCAGGGAAUUAAUCACAAGUGCUCCUCAAGAAUGGAAUUCCCCCUACCAAUCAAAUGUUACACCUUGCUCAAUGAACUCUUCAAUCCCUGUUAGUGGUACUAUGGUUCAGUUUGGCCUGUGCUUGGACCAAAAUAACUCGAUGGACUCAGAUUCUAUCGGACCGUCGAGUUUCAUCGACAACUCAGCUAUGGAACAAUCAAUUAUUGACAAGGAAGGGUACCUAAUGUUGGAAAUAUGGGGACAGGGGAGUCACAUACCUUAUAACAUUGGUUUAUUGGAAGAUCUCUGGGAAUUGCAAUGA
Messenger RNA from Gossypium arboreum, 1716 nucleotides. Its product is annotated as two-component response regulator ARR12-like. The coding region runs from base 1 to 1716 and encodes 571 amino acids. Gene Ontology annotation, biological process: phosphorelay signal transduction system; cytokinin-activated signaling pathway. The transcript is spliced from 5 exons. Gene Ontology annotation, molecular function: DNA-binding transcription factor activity; DNA binding. The record is from RefSeq and is a predicted model, not a curated record. Lineage: Eukaryota; Viridiplantae; Streptophyta; Magnoliopsida; Malvales; Malvaceae.